Messenger RNA from Eucalyptus grandis, 1301 nucleotides. RefSeq lists its product as hypothetical. Lineage: Eukaryota; Viridiplantae; Streptophyta; Magnoliopsida; Myrtales; Myrtaceae. Bases 71 to 1027 code for a protein of 318 amino acids. The transcript is spliced from 10 exons. The record is from RefSeq and is a predicted model, not a curated record.
AACUUCUCCGAACGAGGAACGAGGGAUUCUCGAGUCAUCAUCGUCAGUGUCCUCAUUUUGCUAAUUCAUCAUGGCAAUGGCAAUGGCAAUGUUGCGGUGGAGGAUCGCAAUCCAGAAAUUGACAGCGCCUGCGCCUCGCCAAUGGGCCGGUUCGGCCAGUAGCUCGCUCUCUCCUCUCCCCCCUCUUUUCUUCUGCCACAAUCUUCCGCCCACGUUUCCUCCUUUCUCCUUCGCGACCCAGCUCCCCUCCACCGUUGCGCACUACUCUGGUGCGCCUGAGCCCAACCAGACGAGACAUAGGUCUCAGGUCGCUAAUAUGCAUGACGACUCUCUAGAAGACGAAAAUGCUCGCGCUCACCGAAGAAAGCGUUUUCCCAAGAUAAUGCGUUGGAUAGAGAAGUCGCCUGAGGAAAUUACAGAGAUAUGCAGGGCAGCAGUAUUGGAGAUGGAAUAUGCUGAGGAGACAUUGGACCAUUUUUACCGAGAAAUGAGCAAGGAAGUGGAGACAAUUCUUCACGAGGGAGACCCGAGGGUACCCGAGGAACUCUCCAGGAGGGUGGUGGUCACAUGCGUGACCGACGACUGCAGUUGUCACUGGAAGCACGUGUACGUGUACGUGUACGUGCUCCGGAGGAAACAGAGGAAACAGGGGUCUGGAGCGAGUGCUGCAAAGGUUAGGGCUGCAAAGGAAUCAUGUAGAGAACUAGAAGUAGAGCUUGCUUUGACUUACUCGCCGUAUCUGGAGGGGACAGCUGCUCAUUGGCCUACUGAUUACUUUCCGUUUAGAGAGGACGGGGUACCACAUAAAUGGAAGGUUGUUAAUAAGUUUGAGCUCUCUAGCCAAGAUGUAGAUGAAUAUGGUGUAGCCGGAGAAGAAGCAAAAAAGUGCGCUGGCUGGUUGAUUGCCCAGAACAAGUUAGCCGGCAAGGACACAACGACACUAGCAAUGCAACUCUGGGAAAAGUCGCCAUUUAAUUGUUGGGAGCGGGCAAGAUCCUUUUUAAAAAGUGGCCGUUUCUACUGUUAGAAUGCUUUCGUCUUUGUCUUUGGGUGUCGGGUUGCUGGGGUGGCCAUCCCAUCCGGUUUCUACUUUAGAUGGAAGAAAUGAAAUGGGAAAAACUCUGUUGGAUAACCUUUGUGACGACCUUAUUUAUUAGAUUUAUUUAGUGACUUCUAUCCGGUGGCAUGUAAUUUUGGUAACAAGAUUCUGGUAUUCAAGGUAGAUUGUCACCCGUCAGUCGGGAGUAGGUAGGUGGUGGAUAUAUUCUUAUAAUUCGGUUGGUAGUACUUGUUUUCUAAUC